AUGCUCCCCAAGGCGGAGUCCAGCGACCACAUCUCGGUCUGGGCGGGCUCCUCGCCCAGGGCUGCCGGCCUGCCCAAAGCCGUCUCCAGCGAGUUCCUCGCCGGUGGGCGGGUGGGCCUGGCCAAGACCGCAGCCAUCUCCAAAACGGAGCCGGACGAGCUCUGCGUCUUCGGGCGGUCUGUCGGCCUGCCAGGCUCCAGCGACACCUGCGGCACGCUCCUGGGCUGCUCGGGAAGUGUUCCGGAGGACGGCACCUUCCGCAUCAUAGUGGUCACCUGGAAUGUGGGCACAGCCAUGCCCCCGAAUGAUGUGACAUCCCUGCUGCACCUCAACACGGGCGAGACAAAUGAUGCGGACAUGAUUGCCAUUGGGCUGCAAGAGGUGAACUCUAAGAUAAACAAGCGCUUGAAGGAUGCCCUCUUCACAGAUCAGUGGAGCGAGCUCUUCAUGGAUGUGCUGAGCCCCUUCCACUUUGUCCUGGUUAGCACGGUGCGGAUGCAAGGUGUGAUCCUACUGGUAUUUGCCAAGUACUACCACCUCCCCUUCCUGCAGGACAUCCAGACAGACUGCACGAGGACUGGGCUGGGAGGCUACUGGGGCAACAAGGGUGGAGUGAGCGUUCGUCUCUCCAUCUUCGGCCACAUGGUCUGCUUCCUGAACUGCCACCUGCCAGCGCACCUGGAGAAGGCAGAGCAGCGCAAGGAGGACUUUGCCACCAUACUACACAUGCAGCAGUUCGAUGGGGAUGCAGCCAGUGGCAUCCUGGACCAUGACCUUGUGUUCUGGUUUGGGGACCUCAACUUCCGCAUCGAGAGCCUCGACAUCCGCUUUGUGAAGUAUGCUAUCGACAGCAACAUCCUGAGCCAGCUCUGGGAGAAGGACCAGCUGAACAUUGCCAAGAGCACUUGGCCUGUCCUCAGUGGCUUUCAGGAGGGACCCCUGAACUUCCCACCCACCUUCAAGUUUGAUGUUGGCACCAACAAGUAUGACAGCAGUGCCAAGAAGAGAAAACCUGCCUGGACUGACCGCAUCCUCUGGAAGAUCAAAUCUCCCAGUGUUGGGCUUGGUGCGGGUGGGCGCCGGCCCAGCCGAGGCAUCCUGUCAGUGAGCCAGCUCUGCUACUGCAGUCACAUGGAGUACACUGUCAGUGAUCACAAGCCAGUAGCUGCCAUCUUUGCAGUGCAGUUUGCCUCCAAGACAGAAAAGCCACCAGUUGAGAUUUACGUGGCUGACGAAUGGAGCAGGCCUGAGCAAGCGGUUGUCAGGUACAAGAUGGCUGCUGGCUUCCACCGGAGCUCCUGGGACUGGAUAGGACUCUACCGGGUGGGCUUUCGGCAUCCUAAAGACUACGUGUCCUAUGUCUGGGCCAGGAGUGAUGAUGGAGAGCGCUGCCUAGAGAAGCACCAUCGUGCACAGGUGAUGUUCUCAGAGGAUGCACUGCCCAAGGGGAAGGGCGAGUAUAUCCUUGGAUACUACAGCAACACUUCCAGCAGCAUUGCUGGCAUGACUGAGCCCUUCCAGAUCUCCCUGCCCAGGUCCGAGGAGGGCAGCAGCCCCACAGACAGCUCAGGCAGCAGCUCAGAAGAGGAGGAUGACAGCACACUUGUCUUGCUGGCCCCCAAAUCCCGUAGCCCCAGCCCAGGCAAGAUGAACCGGCACCGGAGCCGAAGCCCCAGCCUGGCCAAGUUCCAGGGCCUCAUCCUGCGUCCGUCGAGCCGGGACAGGGGUACAAGCCGCAGCCCUUCACCCCAGAGCCGCCGAGGCCUCCCUGGGGACAUCCCUGCCAUCCACCUGCCCCAGGAGGAGGCUGGGUGUCGUGGAGCCAAAGCCAAGGACCACAGCUCCUUCUAUCAGACUGCACAGGAGCAGGGCCGCCCCUGGUGUGUUUCUGCUGACAGCCCCCUGGCCAGGGCUGAUCCCAGGAACCUGGGCCUGCUGCCUGCACUCCGCCUGGAGAUGAUAGAUCAGGCCAUGGGCCAGCGUAGGGAGAGUCUGGACCAGGGCUACCCCUUCUGUCGGAUGAGCCCAACCACCCCCCCGGGCUGUAGCACAGCCCCAAAGGAGGAGAGCAGCCCCCAGGAGCUGGACAGCCAUAGCUGUGCCAUGGGCCGCUGA
Molecule: messenger RNA, 2115 nt
Organism: Pterocles gutturalis (yellow-throated sandgrouse)
Lineage: Eukaryota; Metazoa; Chordata; Aves; Pterocliformes; Pteroclidae
Gene: INPP5J
Product: inositol polyphosphate-5-phosphatase J
Biological process (GO): negative regulation of peptidyl-serine phosphorylation; phosphatidylinositol dephosphorylation
Cellular component (GO): plasma membrane; cytoplasm; ruffle
Molecular function (GO): phosphatidylinositol-3,4,5-trisphosphate 5-phosphatase activity; phosphatidylinositol-4,5-bisphosphate 5-phosphatase activity
Source: RefSeq, a predicted model, not a curated record